CUAGUAUCUUGCACUACUGGUGGUAAGUCGUACUGCCAGCGCGCCAAUUUGCACUUUCCUCUGUUUCAAAAUUAUUUAUUUUCCUACAACAAGUCCAUUAUUCAGAAUAAUAGUAACUGGUCUACAAAAAAAGUUUAUUUUUCAGGCAAAAAAGAACUACGUUGGUCUGGGAAUAAAUAAUUGAUCUGUUGGCUUUAUUGGUGGUCUAUAUAGUCGAAACUACAGUCUCCAUUUAAACAGUUUAAUUGGGCCCAGCAGGGUGAACGUUAUCACUCAGCAACAAGAAGAGCUUCUAGAACAUAAAGAGAAAAUCUCGCAUUAUCCCACAGUUUCCACAAGUCGUCCUGGGAGGAUCUUGAUACCAUCUAACACUUACAGAAUGUCAAACGCACCUGAUUACAGGAACUUUAUUGAGGCUCUACAUCAAACUUUGAACAACCCCAACAAUCGGGUUGCUGUGGAUAACCGGGGCUAUGCUCUUGAAAGUCCUCUCGACUUUUACAAGAAUAACUGGGUCGGAGACGGAGAAAGUGUUGAUCAAAAGAAAGCUCAGGAAGUCGACCCCUGGAACAAGGAUGAGAAACUUACUAUCUCACAGCAUUUUGCAUCGCUAUGCUCCUCCACGACUAUGCAUGGAAUCAGUAAUGUAUUUGAUCCAUCGUCUGCUACCUUACGAAAAGGUAUAUGGUCGGUUGUUUUCUUGUGUAGCUUUAUCUUCUGUGCUUACGAAAUUGGAAACAACGUAAGGUAUUACCUGACUAAGCCGGUAAAUACUGUGUUCAAAAUCGACUACGUCGACGAGAUCAAAUUUCCUGCCGUUACCAUAUGUAACAAUAAUCCGAUUCGCAAGUCUUGGGCAGCGACAACCCCGUUCUUGCCUGUUAUCAUGGCGUACAACGCUAACCCUGGCGAGGAGGCAAUUCCCAUCAAUUGGGACGCGUAUAAUUGGACUGGGUUUGGGUUCGACAAGCUGAUGUCCUCCGCCGCCCACCUGGCAUCUGAGAUGAUACACACUUGUAAGUGGAAAGGCAUAUAUUGUUCGGCAGCGAAUUUCACCCUGGAUGCCACUUUCCUCGGCGGGUGUUACACUUUUAACAUUGAUCAAAGAUUGAUGGUCACUGGCACAGGGAUGGCGAAUGCUCUGCACUUGGUGCUUAACAUACAGCAAAACGAAUACAUCGGGAACGUUCGAAGUGGUGCAGGAUUUCGGCUGCUUUUCCGUGAAAAACACGAGCCUCCCUCGACGGAUCGCUUUGUUAUUGCCCUGCAACCUGGAACUCAAACUCUAAUCCCGUUGACGAUGAAAAAGUUGAUCAGUUUACCCGAACCAUUUGGUGUUUGUCAAGAAAAAAAUAACCUGAAAAUGUUUGAUAAAUACAGCGUGACUGCUUGUGAAUUUGAAUGUCGUGCAAGACUUGGUGGCAAGCUUUGUGGAUGCCGCGAGAUGUACCCCUCGUCUAUCAAAACAGAAAUCCCGGUCUGUCUACCCAAGGCGUACCGCGAUUGCUUGAAUCCCCUUCUCGUGGAAAUCAGUGUGAAUAACCUUUGCCGUGGAUGCAAGAACCCGUGCAACAAGGUCACCUUCGUACCUCGCAUGUCCUACUCACAGUAUCCAGCCAAUCACAUCGCUGACUCCAUGGCCAUGAGCAUGAAUACGACACGUGACUUUGUCCGGGAUAAUUUCCUGGAAGUUGAGAUUUAUUUCGAAGAUAUAAUGGUUGAGAUCAUCGAGCAACAGGAAGCGUUCUCCCUGACAAGCUUAGUGGGGAUUAUCGGAGGAACACUUGGCGUGUUUAUCGGGGCUAGCAUAAUAACAGUGUCAGAAUUCAUGGAGUUUUUAAUCCUUAUACCGUUUCGCAGAUGAGGCGUGACAGAGGUCCUUGAUACGCAAAUAAAUCGUGUAAGGAUGUAUCCGACAGCUAGGGUAAAUGACCAAAAUAUCGAUACAUAUUUUACGAUAGGUGCCGAAUCCCUCAAACUUGUUUUGACUUAAACAAACCGAACAUUUUUCUACCAUAGGGAAAACAGUUAUUUGUUUUUUUUGCCACUCUGGCUCUGUGGAAAACGGGAGAAUGAGAAGAUUAUUACUACCCUUCGCUAGCCUCGAGUUCAGGCGCAAUAACAACACUAAUUAUAAGUGGAAAUCCAAAUGGGUGCCUACGGGCAAGAGCUGCACGCUUAUUUUAUUAGAUGUUAAAUAUUAAGACAAGUUCCAACAAAAUAACGAGCAGUUUUCAUCAAUAGGCGUCAAAAAUCUUCGUACCAGUCAAAACCAUAGCAGCAGUGCUAUGGUUUUGGUGUGUUUGGUAUAGUUGUCAGUAGUCAUGUGUAGUACUAAAUUUUAAUUUUAAUAGCUAAAUAGUGAACGUUCUGAGCUUGCAAAUAAAAUACUUUUUGUAUACUCUAAAUUAAGUGCAAGCGAGUGAUACACAAUUCAAGAAAAGAGAUAAUAAUCCUAGAAAAAUACAACUUCAUAAUCAUCGCCCGAAACGAAAAACUGGGAUAAUAUAUAGAUUUAGGCACUGCCUAAAAGCGGAGCCAGCAUUUAACACCUUUUUGUGUUGACUGAUAGGGGUAGUUUUAGAGGGGAUCUUGGUGUCUCUAGAAUGUUUUUUUAAUGAGAUUAAAAGUAUGUCAAAUUUUACUGCCAUGUAAUUAUGAAUUGUAUUGGCCCCUCCAAAUGGAUCAAGCAAGCACUCAUUCAAUAAUAUUAAAUAUGCAGUAUAAAAGUUAACAAAAUACUAAAACUUGGUGUGAAAAAGGCUGUCAAAGUUCAAGGUGUCACAUUGACGAGAAUGUUUUU
Nematostella vectensis (starlet sea anemone) is the source of this 2803-nucleotide messenger RNA. Its product is annotated as acid-sensing ion channel 3. The transcript has a single exon. Lineage: Eukaryota; Metazoa; Cnidaria; Anthozoa; Actiniaria; Edwardsiidae. Bases 380 to 1864 code for a protein of 494 amino acids. Gene Ontology annotation, biological process: sodium ion transmembrane transport. The record is from RefSeq and is a predicted model, not a curated record. Gene Ontology annotation, cellular component: membrane. Gene Ontology annotation, molecular function: ligand-gated sodium channel activity.